AUGUCCAGACAACUCACCAAAGACAUGCCGACUGGGACGGGCGGGGUCGGGGCCAGGGGUGCGCGCCGCUAUCGGCUUUCGGGCCCCCGAGGAGCCAGGCGGAGAGCGGAGGAGAUAGUGUGUGUUGGGAAAGCACCAGUUCUGUGGGGGAUAAUGGAGGAGAAGAACGUGCUUGUUUGGUUAUUGUCUGAUAGAGAGCGCGAUGAGGGCGGACGAAGCCAGUAG
Messenger RNA from Knipowitschia caucasica, 225 nucleotides. NCBI's taxonomy places the organism in Eukaryota, Metazoa, Chordata, Actinopteri, Gobiiformes, Gobiidae. The record is from the annotation of a GenBank genome assembly.